GUCUAGGUGUAGGUCAAUUAGACCACGCGGGAACGAGCCCUCCAGAGUUAACCUUGUCUAACGCGGUGCGGGUUGAGUGAAAGUACUAAUUUCGUUGGAGCCUCGUGUGGCUCGGGUGACUGUAAACCAGCGACACACGGCCUGAGCCAUAAAUUUAUUUUUACCCGAAAUAUUCUGCGGGCAGUAAAGACCUUCAAACACUUUCAGUAAUAUUACGCAAAAUUGCUCCCAAACGAUGGCAUUCAUAUGUAAAGCGUGACAAUGGAUAGAGCAACCAAAUUGCGAUAAGCAGGCUGAGUAAAAAGCAUCCGUGUUAGUAUUGCCUUUAUAAAAACUUGACGGGUAUCUCCACUAGGCCAGAGUACUACCAGAAAUCGCUUCGCUGCAAGUUCGUCGUUCGUUUCCCCCAAUCUACGGUGUAUCGAAUGAAGUUUAUCGCUCAGUUUAGGAGAUAAGGUGAACAAUAUAUAACGUAGUUCGGUGGUCUAUUACCUUAUCGAUUGUCAGUCCAUAAUCUGCUGCCUAUCUAGUUAUAUGAACAAUAAUACGCUGAAGAGAAAUUAGAGGCUGUCCCUCGAUUAUAUAGAAUCUAGUCACGUGACAAAUGGAGAUGAAAUUAUUUCCACUGACCCUGGUGGUCGUCAUGCUUGUCGUGGGUGUCAAAGGAGCACCUGCUGAGUCGAAAUCUGAUCAAUUGAAAGAUUUUGCACUGAACGAAAUUAUACCCAAUAAAUUUGGUGUUCGAGGAUUGAAUGCCAGCUGGGUGACAGAGAAAGACUUGCUCUACCGUGACGUGCAAGGAAACUAUAUAAAAUACGAUGUAGUAACUAAAGAAGGGUGUAUCAUCUUGGAUUCCAAAGCUUUGUCCAAUUGGAGUGGUGCAUCUGCACAGUUUAUCAGGCCCAACCUGGACAAAAUUUUGAUUCGGUACGACGCGAGAACAGUGUUCCGUCAUUCAACGCUUGCCAAGUACGCGUUAUUUGACAUAACCACAAAUACCUCUUACAAAAUAGCAAACGGUGAGGAGGUGUCCAUUUGUAAACUUUCUCCGGGUGGUAAAUCUCUGGCUUACGUGAAGGACAAUAACGUCUUCUAUCGACCCAAUUCGAUGAAUGACGAAGAACUACCCCUUACUCAGGACGGCGUUCCGGGUGUGAUCUAUAAUGGAGUACCCGAUUGGGUCUAUGAAGAGGAAGUAUUCGGCACGGAUGCCACACUUUGGUUUUCGAAUGACGGGAGUCAUAUCGCUAUGGCAAGUUUCGAUGACACGCAGGUCAAGGAGUUUACGUAUCAUGUUUAUGGUGAACCAGAUGACCCCAAAAAUCAGUAUCCCGAAGAUUUUACCCUGCGGUACCCAAAGGUCAACACUACAAAUCCAACAGUUCAUCUGAGGGUGAUGAACCUCAACGCAAACCCUCGUGUGUGGCGUGAAGUACCUGCGCCGGUGGAGAUUGUUACCAACGACCAUAUCUUGGGAACCGUGAAUUGGAUCGGAGAGGACUUGGGAAUGAUUUGGACUAACCGUAGACAAAAUGUGGCCACUUUCCAGCGAUGCAGCAUUCAAUCGCUGCAGUGUACCGAGCUCGCUAGGGUCAACGAACCGAACGGGUGGUAUGAUCUGUACACUCCACGUUGCACCACUACGGGUGAUCGAUGCUUUUUCCUCGGUGACAACGCUGGCUGGCGACGAAUUUGGCAGCUGGAUGGCAACGCCGUAACGUUCAAAUCUCCAGAACGAUUCACUGUCACCGGAAUCAACGGUUAUGAUGAAGUGAACAAGAAAAUUUACUACACAGCAGUCCCAGCGGAGAAUCCUCAACAUAGACACGUGUUCGACGAUGAAGGUUGUCUAACCUGUGAUCUGUUGAAAGACAAACUCGACGGCGAUGUUCCAUGCAACUACGCAAGUAUUUCCUUCAGUACUGACUACUCACAUUUCGCUGCCACAUGUUCUGGGCCAACACCAGCCUAUAUGCAGAUCUUUCGAACGGCUGACCGUCAACCUUUGAUAGAUUGGGAAUGGAAUGUGGCGCUUCGUAACAAACUUGCUAACUACAAGAAAACUCAGGUUAAAUUCAUCAAAGUACCUGUCGGCGACGGAUUUGAAGCGUCUGUUCGGCUCUAUCUCCCACCGGAAAUUGACUUCGAAGAUCUCAAGAAUAACGAGGAUAAAUAUCCGAUGAUUGUUCAGGUUUAUGGAGGCCCCAAUUCGGUCCGGGUUACCGAUAACUUCGGUAUCGGUUUUGGAGAUUACUUGACCACAACCAAGAAGACAAUCUACUGUCAGAUUGAUGGGCGAGGCACUGGGAACCAGGGCUAUAAGUUCUUGUUUACGGUGAAUAAUCGCUUGGGUACGUUCGAAAUCGAAGAUCAGAUUGCGGUGACGCACUAUCUUCAAGAGAAAUACAGUUUUAUCGACCGAGAGCGCACCGGUAUCUGGGGCUGGAGUUAUGGGGGAUACGCCACAUCGAUGACUCUCGAGAAGGAUAGCGAAAAGGUGUUCAAAUGUGGAAUUUCAGUAGCCCCGGUGACUUCGUGGAUGUUCUAUGAUUCAAUCUAUACGGAGCGUUACAUGGGUGUCCCAACAGCGAAGGACAACACAGAAGGAUAUAAGAGGGGUGAUGUUAGCCAGUAUGUUAGUGGUAUGAAGAAUCACUCGUUUUUGUUGAUUCACGGUAAUGCAGAUGACAAUGUACAUUACCAGAAUGCCAUGGUUUUCGUUAGGGCUCUGGUACUAGAGGAUGUCGAGUUUGAGCAGAUGAGUUAUCCUGAUGAGGCACAUGGACUUUCUGGCGUACAACAGCAUCUAUAUCAUACAAUGGACAACUUUUGGAAUGAAUGCUUCAAAUGAAACGAUAAAUGAAUAAAAGUGU
This is a messenger RNA of Toxorhynchites rutilus septentrionalis, 2873 nucleotides long. RefSeq names its product venom dipeptidyl peptidase 4. Gene Ontology annotation, molecular function: dipeptidyl-peptidase activity; serine-type peptidase activity. Gene Ontology annotation, biological process: proteolysis. The record is from RefSeq and is a predicted model, not a curated record. Lineage: Eukaryota; Metazoa; Arthropoda; Insecta; Diptera; Culicidae. The transcript has 9 exons. The coding region runs from base 605 to 2851 and encodes 748 amino acids.